Messenger RNA from Scatophagus argus, 6542 nucleotides. RefSeq names its product ATPase copper transporting alpha (gene atp7a). NCBI's taxonomy places the organism in Eukaryota, Metazoa, Chordata, Actinopteri, Scatophagidae. The transcript is spliced from 23 exons. Gene Ontology annotation, biological process: monoatomic cation transport. The record is from RefSeq and is a predicted model, not a curated record. Gene Ontology annotation, cellular component: membrane. The coding region runs from base 311 to 4867 and encodes 1518 amino acids. Gene Ontology annotation, molecular function: ATP binding; ATPase-coupled monoatomic cation transmembrane transporter activity; ATP hydrolysis activity.
GCUCAGCCUCCGCCUCUACUGACGCAGAGCUGUGGUGCCGUCAGUCACGUCGGCAUGAGAAGAACUAACAAAAACAGUUUCACGGCGCUUAGUUUUAACAUCACUGGGGAAGAAAACUAUUCCUUCAGCACCCCUUGCUAUUCUUCGCAGGCAAGACGAUGCCACUACUUGUCCGUUUUGUUUCUUGUAACGUAGGGUGAACGGAAGAAGCUAAUUAGCUUGCUAGCUGUAUUGAGCUACACAGUCUGACAGCCAACGUCCGCAGUUUGUAGCCAGCUAGUCACUUCCCUUUGAAUAAGGCUAAGCAAUCAUGACACAAAAAGUCAAUCUGUGUUCAGUUUCCCUUGGAGUGGAGGGUAUGACUUGUGGCUCCUGCGUCCAGUCCAUAGAGCAGCGCAUUGGGACUCUUCCUGGAGUGAUAAAUAUAAAGGUGUCUCUAGAGCAGAAGAAUGCCACUGUCAUAUUUGACUCCAGCCAACAGAGCCCAGAGUCUUUAUCAGAGGCCAUUGAGGACAUGGGCUUUGAAUCAAGUCUGUCACAGUCCAGCACAGUCACACCCAUCUCUACAGACACCCAGCUCAUUCCCACCUCAGGCCUGACACCUGCAGCCCAUCAGGAGGCUUUGGAGAAGUUAUCCCAGGUUCAGGGAGUGCUGGAUGUCAGGGAGAGUCUUGAGCAGAUGGGUAUCACUGUCACCUUUGUCCCUUCUGUGACCACUUCUCAACAGCUGAAUGAGAUGGUGGCUAGUUUAACACCUUUGGAGAUCCCCACGCCCAGCAGCCCUAUGCAAAAAAGCCCAGCCUUAUCCCCAUCUCACACCACGGGAGAAGGGGUGUCGCUCCUGAAGUUACGCAUUGAAGGAAUGACUUGUCAUUCCUGCAUCACCACCGUUGAAGGGAAGAUUGGAAAACUGAAAGGAGUAGAAAGGAUCAAAGUUGUUUUAGAGACUCAGGAAGCUACAAUUGUGUACCUGCCUUACCUCAUCACUGUCCAAACCAUCAUUGACCAGAUUGCUGUGGCUGGCUUCAAGUCGUUUGUCAAGUCCAAGCCUCGCCCCCUGCAGCUGUCACCCAGUGAAAUUGAACGCUUUGUUGAUUCUCACAAACAAAACCUUUCUUCACCAUCAGAGGACACAGAAAUCUUCGUAGAUCUGACACUUGUCAUUCUCAGGGUGAAAGGCAUGCACUGCCGUUCAUGUGUGAUCAAUAUCGAAGAGAAUAUCUCUAAGCUGCCUGGUGUGUCCUCUGUUGAAGUGUCUCUGGAGAAGGAGAAGUCCUCCAUUUGCUAUGAUCCUCUAAAGAUCACAGUGACUCAGUUGCAGCAGGCAAUUGAGGCUCUGCCCCCAGGAAACUUCAAAACUCAACCCUGGGACUCCUCUGGCCCUCUCAGUACUAUAUCUACAUCACCCAAGCCUGCCUUGUUGUCACCUCAGCCAGCAGGAGCAACUCAGAUCAAACUGGCUGCCUCACAGCCUUGUUUUAUCCAGCCUUUGGCAUCUGUAGUCAAUAUUCACAUCGAGGGUAUGACGUGCAACUCCUGCGUGCAGUCCAUUGAAGGCAUGAUCUCUCAAAUGAAGGGGGUGAUGUCUGCGCAUGUCUCUCUGGCUGAUCACCAGGGGAUUUUUGAGUAUGAUCCUCUCCUGACCACACCAGAGGAGCUGAGGGAGGCCAUAGAGGACAUGGGUUUUGAUGCCUUCCUACCUGAGACCAAUUCUCUGCUGCCUGAGCCGGUCUGCAGUUUCUCAAAGUCUUCAAGUCUAGCACCUGUGAAAGAUAUGGACCUGGAUCGUGACCUCCACAAAGAAACUCCCCAGGGACGCAACGGAGGCACACACUCUAAAUGUUACAUCCAGAUCGGAGGGAUGACCUGUGCUUCCUGUGUGGCAAACAUUGAGCGAAACCUCAAGAACGAAACUGGUAUCUACUCGGUUCUGGUAGCACUAAUGGCCAGUAAAGCAGAGGUGCGUUACAACCCUGAACUCGUCGACCCUGUGAAGAUAGCCGAGUGUGUGAAAGAGCUGGGCUUCACCGCCUCCGUUAUGGAGAACUACGAAGGUUCAGAUGGAAACUUAGAGCUAGUGGUCAGGGGAAUGACUUGUGCCUCUUGUGUUCACAAAAUCGAAUCCAGCCUCAUGAAAGAGAAGGGGAUUAUAUAUGCCUCUGUUGCCUUGGCAACCAACAAAGCACACAUUAAAUACGACUCGGAAAUUAUAGGGCCGCGAGACAUCAUGAAGCUAAUUGAGAAUCUGGGAUUUGAAUCAUCUUUGGUAAAGAGAGACCGCACUGCCACUCACCUGGAUCACAGCAAAGAGAUACGACAGUGGAGGAAAUCUUUCCUGGUGAGCUUGAUUUUCUGCGUGCCUGUGAUGGGCAUGAUGAUGUACAUGAUUAUAAUGGACCACCAAAUGAAGGUUUCACACAAGCAUGACACCUCAGCAGAGGGCCAGAAACACAAUGCCUCCACCAUGUUUCUGGAGAGACAGCUGCUCCCAGGCCUCUCCAUCAUGAACCUCCUCUCCUUCCUCUUUUGUGUACCUGUACAGUUUAUUGGAGGUCGCUACUUCUACAUUCAAGCCUACAAAGCACUCAAACACCGAUCUGCCAACAUGGAUGUGCUGAUUGUUCUGGCCACCACCAUAGCCUUCACCUACUCACUGAUUGUCCUAUUGGUGGCCAUGGGAGAGAGGGCGUCAAUCAACCCCAUCACCUUCUUCGACACUCCGCCGAUGCUCUUUGUCUUCAUCUCCCUGGGACGCUGGCUGGAACAGAUAGCCAAGAGCAAGACAUCUGAGGCUUUGUCCAAGCUGAUGUCUCUGCAAGCAACGGAGGCCACGGUGGUCACUCUCGGCAGCGGAAAGACUAUUCUCAGUGAGGAGCAGGUGGAUGUUGAGCUAGUGCAGAGGGGUGAUGUGGUCAAAGUUGUUCCUGGAGGGAAGUUUCCAGUAGAUGGCAGGGUCAUUGAGGGGCACUCCAUGGCCGACGAGUCUCUCAUCACAGGUGAGGCCAUGCCAGUUACUAAGAAGCCCGGGAGCUCUGUGAUAGCAGGCUCCAUUAACCAGAAUGGCUCUCUGCUUGUCAGUGCCACGCAUGUUGGCAUGGAAACCACGCUGUGUCAGAUUGUCAAACUAGUGGAGGAGGCUCAGACCUCAAAGGCUCCCAUCCAGCAGUAUGCAGAUAAGAUCAGUGGCUACUUUGUACCCUUCAUUGUUGGCAUAUCCGUCCUUACACUAAUCGCCUGGAUCAUCAUUGGGUUUUUGGACUUCUCAUUAGUGGAAAAGUACUUUCCUGGUUACGACAAGAGCAUUUCCAGGGCCGAAGCAGUGAUUCGCUUCGCCUUCCAGGCCUCCAUAACCGUAUUAUGCAUCGCCUGUCCCUGUUCCCUUGGCUUGGCAACCCCAACAGCUGUCAUGGUGGGCACAGGGGUUGGAGCCCAAAAUGGCAUCCUGAUAAAGGGAGGAGAGCCACUUGAGAUGGCGCAUAAGGUCCAGUCAGUGGUGUUUGAUAAGACUGGGACCAUCACAUAUGGUGCUCCGAAAGUUAUCCAGGUCAAGAUAGUUGUGGAGGGGAACAAGAUGCCUCGUUCACGACUGCUGGCCAUCGUGGGCACAGCUGAGAACAACAGUGAACACCCUCUGGGAGCAGCGAUCACCAAAUACUGCAAACAGGAGCUCGGCACAGAGUCUCUUGGAACGUGCACAGACUUUCAGGCAGUGCCGGGCUGCGGCAUCCGAUGUCAGGUCAGCAACACAGAGACGCUGCUGAAACAGGCGGACAGCGACAGUGAGGAUAACAACCAGCGCAACAGCGUCCUUGUUCAAAUCAGCGACACCCGGAUGUCCACCAGCUCCCAUCCACUCAUCAUGGAUCCACAGCCACUAAGCCUCGUCCAGACAGCCACCUAUGUCGUCCUGAUUGGCAAUAGAGAGUGGAUGAGGAGGAACUGCCUGCAGAUCAGACCAGAUAUAGAUGAGGCCAUGACAGACCAUGAGCGCAGAGGACGCACCGCUGUCCUGGUUGCUGUAGACAAUCUGCUGUGUGCGAUGAUAGCCAUCGCAGACACAGUGAAACCAGAGGCUGAGCUGGCAGUUCACACUUUGACCAACAUGGGUCUGGAAGUUGUGCUGAUGACCGGAGACAACAGCAAAACAGCACGGGCCAUAGCUGCUCAGGUUGGUAUCAGAAGGGUGUUUGCUGAGGUGCUGCCCUCCCACAAGGUGGCCAAGGUGGAACAGUUGCAGCAGGCAGGAAAGAGAGUAGCCAUGGUGGGUGAUGGUGUCAAUGACUCACCUGCCCUGGCCAUGGCUGAUGUGGGCAUCGCUAUAGGAACCGGGACAGAUGUGGCCAUAGAGGCAGCAGAUGUGGUGUUGAUCAAGAACGACCUCCUGGAUGUGGUGGGCAGCAUUGACCUCUCUAAAAAGACGGUCAGGAGGAUCAGGAUCAACUUUGUAUUUGCUCUGAUCUACAACCUGGUUGGCAUUCCUAUUGCUGCUGGUGUGUUCCUUCCCAUUGGUCUGGUGUUACAGCCGUGGAUGGGCUCUGCUGCGAUGGCGCUCUCAUCUGUCUCUGUUGUUUUGUCCUCCCUUCUUCUCAAAUGUUACACGAAGCCCACUGCUGAGAAGUUGGAGGCCAGCCUGGGGAACAGCAGGCGGCAGGGCAGCCUGUCCGAAGUCAGCGUCCAUAUUGGCAUGGGGGAGAUGCGUCGUUCUUCCCCAAAACUCAGCCUGUUAGACCGCAUUAUCAACUACAGCCGUGCUUCUAUCAACUCGUUGCGUUCUGACAAACACUCACUCAACAGCUUGGUGCUCAGCGAGCCCGACAAACACUCACUGCUGGUGGGGGAGGCGCAGUGUGAGGAGGAGUUCUGCUGAAUUCAUAAGGAUCACAUGGGCCAGCAACAACUUUGUAUACUAAAGUAGGCAGUAACUGCUUUUAAUGAAGGCUGGGCCAUGUCAAGCUGAAAGGCUAACCCUUAAUGGCCCAUCUAUCUGCUGUAGGUGCCUCAGGGCAGCACUGUUGACUUACAGAAAGCUGACAUGCCCCUUGUUUUCUUGUAGCUGAACCAGUGGAUCACAUGUACUUCAGAACACCUUCUCUUUUGUUGAGGUCACUGCCCUCAGGCUCACUAUUUGGCCAACCCUUUAAUCUUCUGACACAGUCUCUUUACAGGGGCGUGAACCUUGAAGAUGGUGUCCACGUCCAAUAUGCAGAGUGAUGCUCUGAGCUCUGCUAGUGUGGUCAUUUGCCAAUGCAAACUUUUAACAUCUAUCCAAAGACAUUUUUACAGUGUUGGCCAUAAGAGUGGACACUACAAACUUAUAUUUUAACUUGUUUUCCUUAAGUGGGCACUGUUGUAUAAUUAUAUUCCAGAAUAUUUAUAUUACCCUUAUUUAUCUUUCUCAUUAUAUCUUUUGUGAAAAUGAAGUUAUUGAAUCCAAAUGCACAUUUUCAUUUCUCUCUGAUGAUGUGUGAGGAAGGUAAGGCAGAAAACCCAAUCAAAGAAGACUUUUAACUUGCUACAAAGUGAUUUUUGUGCAAACACUAAUGGAUUGAAUUGUAAAUGUAAGUGUUACAUAAGUGCCAAUUGAAAUGCCACGUUGGCAAAGUACAACACAUUCCAAAGAUAGCGCUGUGUGGACGUUACCUUGGACUUUGUGUGUGUUGAGUGUGACCAGAGAUGAGUUCUAUAACUUAAAACAGGAAAAAAAAAAGAAGCAGACUCUGAAAGAACUCUAGGACUCACUCUAGUUGAGUUGAAAAUCUGUGUCGUCUGUGAAUAACGCCAGAUGCCUGCCUAUGAAUGUGAACGUUAACUCGCUGUUAAAUGUAAACAAGCUGUUACAUGGAUGACGUUUGUCAUCCAGAGAAGGUAUCUUGCUGUGAUGCAAUUUGUUGUGAAAAGGCCAAAUUGUACAGGCAUGUGUGUUCUCUCUGUCAUCACACUAGACAAGAUGUUGUUACUGUUUUUCAGAUUCCUAUCAGUGAUGUAACUUUUCAUGUGAUUUACACUGUUGCACUUGUCAAAGAAAUAUCUUUAAAGCCAGGAGAGCAGAGGACACAGCAGGAUCAGAAGGCUGAACAUGGCUGUGUCUCUGCAGCUAUGUUGCUGAAUUGUGAAAUUUGUAAGGUUGAAAUCAAGGAAAUUACAUCUGUCAAUUACAGAUGGCUACUAUUAAACUCUAUGCUUUAUUUUUCCUCCUGUAAAAUUUAACUACAGAGAUUUUUUUUACAUUACUACAUGCUGUCAGGAAAUAAUUACUGGAGUCUGGCUGUUCCCUCAAGGUUUGUGUGCGAAGCUUUGGCAUUUCUUGAUGACGACAAAGAGCCAUCACUUUGUCCUGCCACUUUCCUAUGAUGCAAUAUAUUCUGCAUUUGCUGCAGCUUGUUGAGUGCAGUUAUGCCAAUCUGUUGUUUUUGUGUAUUGCUUUGUGCAGACGUCCAUAGAGCUUCAGAUCUGUAUGCAGUCAAAUGAAGCAAGUCCAUGUUUGCUUUCAUCCAUAGUUCUUCUGAACAUUGUGUGCCUUGGAAUAAAACACCUUUGUAACA